Molecule: messenger RNA, 1978 nt
Organism: Drosophila takahashii
Lineage: Eukaryota; Metazoa; Arthropoda; Insecta; Diptera; Drosophilidae
Gene: Dp
Product: transcription factor Dp
Biological process (GO): regulation of cell cycle; regulation of transcription by RNA polymerase II
Cellular component (GO): transcription regulator complex; nucleus
Molecular function (GO): DNA-binding transcription factor activity, RNA polymerase II-specific; RNA polymerase II transcription regulatory region sequence-specific DNA binding
Source: RefSeq, a predicted model, not a curated record
UUGGCGCGCACGGUCUGCCAUUUCAUUCGCACCCGCACACAGCCUGCUUAGCCUUUCCCACAUGAAAACGAAAAGCAGCCACUUGGUGGAAAUUUUGUGACCAUUGUGCUGCGCUUAGAAAUCGCCCGAAUUCGCGUAGCCACACGCCGUUCGAAAGAGGAGAGUCCCAAGAAUCUUUUGCCACCGUCCGCGUGAAAAUCGAAGCGCCGCAAGUCCGCGAAAAAGGCCACCGAAAAAGGGCCGCCGCUGUGAGUGUGUGUGACCAGAAGAGAAAAAAAAUGCCCUGCCGCUGGAGGUGAAAAAUGCGCUCGCCAUUUUGACUCGGGCGACAGUUUUUGUACAAGUGCGCUCGCCGUCGUCGUCGUCGUGGUCGUGGUCCCCAUCCGGAUUCGCACACGUGCCCCAGUCCGUGGGUGCAGUUCGUCCGCCCACCCAUCCACCGCAGCCGCCCCCUCCAGUUUUUCCCCCGUACACACGUUGCGGCCACGGGCACGUAGCACCGUUUCGUUUUUGUUUUUGGCGGUCCACCUGGUGAGCGGUAAGCGGUAACGAAAACAACAACAACAACAACAGCUGCCCCACCAACAAAAAUGGCGCAUUCGACGGGCGGCACGGUGAAGGCCGACGAGGUGAACUUCUUCUUUCGGGACGAGCACGGAAAAAUAGCCAAGAUGCUGAAGCCGGCGCAAACCACAUCCGAAAUGGAGGGCGGAAAACCCGUGGCCGUCGUUUAUGCCACCGGCUCAUCGGCGCGCAACAGCGGAAAUGCCAGCGGCAUUGGCAACGUGGGCCGCAUGGGCGCCUUCAGUCAAAUGGGCUCCAGCAAUCAGGGACAGUUUAUACGGCUGCAGGACAACGGACUGUCCAUUCCAAAAACAGAAGCAGGUACUACCUACACCACCGUUUCGGCGCAGAGAACAACGGGCGCCAGCAGUGGACUUUACGAUUUGCCCAUAAAGGGGGAUCGCUAUGUGAAGUUUACGCCAAAUCCCAUGAAAAUGAAAUCAAAACUCCAUGCCAUUCAGAGCAACUCCUUGCACUCCAUGUCCGCCUCCUCAUCAUCCGUACAAAGGAAACGCAAGCCGGACAAGGCGGGCAAGGGGUUGCGCCACUUCUCGAUGAAGGUCUGCGAGAAGGUGGAGGAAAAGGGCAAGACCACCUACAACGAGGUGGCCGACGACCUGGUCAGCGAGGAGAUGAAGAACAAUGCGUACGACAACAACUGUGAUCAAAAGAAUAUCCGACGUCGUGUCUACGAUGCGCUCAACGUACUGAUGGCAAUCAAUGUUAUCUCCAAGGACAAGAAGGAGAUCCGCUGGAUAGGGCUGCCCGCCAAUUCAGCCGAGCAAUUUUCUGCCCUGGAGGAGGAAAACAGUCUGCGCCGCGAGCGCAUCAAGCAGAAAUACGAAAUGCUCCGCGAAAUGAUCAUGCAGCAUGUGGCGUUCAAGGGAUUGGUCGAGCGGAACAAGCGGAACGAGAGCCAGGGUGUGGUGCCCUCCCCCAACGCCUCGAUCCAGUUGCCGUUCAUCAUCGUGAACACGCACAAGUCCACCAAAAUCAACUGCAGUGUGACCAACGACAAGUCCGAAUAUAUAUUCAAGUUCGACAAGACCUUCGAAAUGCACGAUGACAUUGAGGUGCUCAAGCGCAUGGGAUUCCUUUUGGGUCUGGAUAAGGGCGAGUGCACGCCGGAGAACAUUGAGCGAGUUAAGGCCUGGGUGCCGCCAAACCUCGGCAAAUACGUGGAAGCCUACGGCACUGGCAAAACUGGCGAGACCAUGUACGAAUCGGACGACGAGGAUAAUGAGUUCAACGUUUACCUGGAUUCGGCCAAUGAGUCGCAGAGCUUUGCACAACACUCGGCACAACACACCACCGAUGGCGAGUUCAAGCUGGAGAUGGACGAUGACGAGCUGGACGACGACAUUGAUUGAGCUGACGGUGCCGCCGACAUUGCGCCAGAAAUGGCCGAUGCGGA